Messenger RNA from Paramecium octaurelia, 982 nucleotides. NCBI's taxonomy places the organism in Eukaryota, Ciliophora, Oligohymenophorea, Peniculida, Parameciidae. The record is from the annotation of a GenBank genome assembly.
AUGAAUGAAUAAACAAUUUCACAACGAUUCUAUGAAGAUCAAAGUAGAGAAUUAAGAGAGAAAUAUUAAAAAGCUAAAGAUGGAGGGAGUAUUGAUAUAUAUUAGCAACAUUAGGCAAUUCGUAGAAUAAUCCAAAAAGAGAUAAGGCUUAGAGAAUUUUGUUAUUAAUUAUGAUUCUUUAUUCAAUUAUACUUAUAACUUUUGUUUUGUUAUUAUAUUGGGUUAGAGAUUUCAGAUAUUUUUGCUAUGGCAUUUUGAAUGAUUUUAGCGAGUAAGGUAUUCAAUAUUCUAGCUAGGAUAAAUCAUUGGAGCUAUAUAUAUAGGAAUGAUUGGAUUAUGGUUUGUAUUAACAGGCUUUAAUGUAGUAUUGUAUGAUAUUUUGGCAGGAUAUUUGAUUCAACCUUUUUGGUUUGCACUAUUAACAGUAUCAAUAGCUAAAUUUUUGGCAAAGUAACAUUUUAAUUGAUUUCACAAUAGAUAUUUUGGAUUUCUCAUAGGGAGAUACUGUGUAAGAAAUUAUAUUUAUAUGGCUAUGAAUGAGAACAUUUAUUUCAUUACAUGUUAUUUGGCGACUGAAAGAAAACCAGUGAAAGUUAUGUAUUUAAUAUAAUUUUUGGCAAUUCCUACUAUUUUUAAAACAUAUGCUUGUGGAUUGUUCAGAAUUACACACUGGGAAUUCAUCCAUCCAACAAUAUUUGGUACUGUAGUUUGGGCAGGUUUUUGGGUAUAUAUGGGAUCAAACUUGGAAUCAUUAUCUGACCUAUUAUAAUCGGGAGACACAAGUAACUAUGUUCCAUUUUGGCUGAAAUUAGGAAUGUUUAUUACCAUAAUAUUAAUUAUUUAUUAUUUCAUCAAAUUGACUCAAUCCAUAUAUUAAGAAAUUUAGAAUGAUGCUAGUUUGGCUGAAUUAAGUCAUAUUUUAGAGAAAGAGGAAGAGGAGGAAGACAAACUUAUUCAUUAAUAAUUAGAAUCUGAUUUGUGA